Messenger RNA from Centruroides sculpturatus (bark scorpion), 601 nucleotides. RefSeq lists its product as uncharacterized. NCBI's taxonomy places the organism in Eukaryota, Metazoa, Arthropoda, Arachnida, Scorpiones, Buthidae. The record is from RefSeq and is a predicted model, not a curated record. The transcript is spliced from 6 exons. The coding region runs from base 126 to 491 and encodes 121 amino acids.
UAUAACGAUAGAAUUGACUGAAAUUUCAACAUUUACUGAGUUGAAUAAAGUAAUAAAUACAGAGAUUCUUCUAUUUAAAAUAAAUUAACAAAACUUUUCCCAAGAGAGGGCAAUAAAUAAUCGCCAUGAAGAUCUACAUUUUAUUCUUUUUCGCAUUGUUUGCUUGCAAAAUUACCUGCAGACCUAAUUCAUUAUCUUUUAAUUUCCAUACGGAUCACAUUUGUGAGUUUCCUCAACCGAUUAGAACCAAGAUUUCCGAAUGUAUAGAAUACAACAUGCCUCGUAAUUACAAAGAAGAGUUUGAGCGUUUUAAUCGAUGUUUUGGAAAAGAUUCUUUUGCCGAAGUUAUAAACAUGAUUUGUGAAUCAAACGGACGAAAGAACGGCGUCAAAGAACAGUAUUUAUAUUGCUUUUCUUUGUUGACUUUUGACGAAAACGAGCAUCCCUCUGUAAAACAAGACAUAAUAAAUUGCGUCUCAAAUAUUGCCUAAGUUAUAAAAGGCUUUUAUUAAAUGAUAUGCAUUAAAAUUUAUGUAUUAAAUAUUAAAAUUCGUUAUUAAAUAAAUAUUUUUGUUUGAUGAAUAUAUAGAUUAAUAGUUAA